UUCGAGAUCUUCUCCGCCCCCGCUACCGGUGCCUUCUUCUGCGGCCGCUGAGCCGGAGCCGGCCUGAGCGGCGUUCUCCGCUGCGGCUUCCUUCCCAGACCUAGGCGCCUGCGAGGACACCCUCCCUUCUCCCGAGAGUCCCUAUCCCCCGGCCCACGCGGCUUGCUCUCCGCGCGCCAGCCCCGCCGGGGUCCGUGUCCUGUUUCGCCGGCCGGACCUGGGCUCGAGCCCGAACUGUAGCCGGCGCCAUGUCGGUGGUGGGCAUAGACCUGGGCUUCCAGAGCUGCUACGUCGCUGUGGCCCGCGCCGGCGGCAUCGAGACCAUCGCUAAUGAGUACAGCGACCGCUGCACGCCGGCUUGCAUUUCUUUUGGUCCUAAGAAUCGUUCAAUUGGAGCAGCAGCUAAAAGCCAGGUAAUUUCCAACGCAAAGAACACAGUCCAAGGAUUUAAAAGAUUCCAUGGCCGAGCAUUCUCUGACCCAUUUGUGGAGGCAGAAAAAUCUAACCUUGCAUAUGAUAUUGUGCAGCUGCCCACUGGAUUAACGGGUAUAAAGGUGACAUAUAUGGAGGAAGAGCGAAAUUUUACUACAGAGCAAGUGACUGCCAUGCUUUUGUCCAAAUUGAAGGAGACAGCAGAAAGUGUUCUUAAAAAGCCUGUUGUGGACUGUGUUGUUUCGGUUCCUUGUUUCUAUACUGAUGCAGAAAGACGAUCCGUGAUGGAUGCAACACAAAUUGCUGGUCUUAAUUGUUUGCGAUUAAUGAAUGAAACUACUGCAGUUGCUCUUGCAUAUGGAAUCUAUAAGCAAGAUCUUCCUGCCUUAGAAGAGAAACCAAGAAAUGUAGUUUUCAUAGACAUGGGUCAUUCUUCUUAUCAAGUCUCUGUAUGUGCAUUUAAUAGAGGGAAACUUAAAGUUCUGGCCACUGCAUUUGACACAACGCUGGGAGGCAGAAAAUUUGAUGAGGUGUUAGUAAAUCACUUCUGUGAAGAAUUUGGGAAGAAAUACAAGCUAGACAUAAAGUCCAAAAUUCGUGCAUUAUUACGACUGUCUCAGGAGUGUGAGAAACUCAAGAAAUUGAUGAGUGCAAAUGCUUCAGACCUCCCUUUGAGCAUCGAAUGUUUUAUGAAUGAUGUUGAUGUAUCUGGGACUAUGAAUAGAGGCAAAUUUCUGGAGAUGUGUGAUGAUCUCUUAGCUCGAGUGGAGCCACCGCUUCGUAGUGUUUUGGAACAAGCCAAGUUAAGGAAAGAAGAUAUUUAUGCAGUGGAGAUAGUUGGUGGUGCAACACGAAUCCCUGCAGUGAAAGAGAAGAUCAGCAAAUUUUUUGGUAAAGAACUUAGUACAACACUAAAUGCUGAUGAAGCGGUCACUCGAGGGUGUGCAUUGCAGUGUGCAAUCUUAUCGCCUGCUUUCAAAGUCAGAGAAUUUUCUAUAACCGAUGUGGUACCAUAUCCAAUAUCUCUGAGAUGGAAUUCUCCAGCUGAAGAAGGGUCAAGCGACUGUGAAGUCUUUACAAAAAAUCAUGCUGCUCCUUUCUCUAAAGUGCUCACAUUUUAUAGAAAGGAACCUUUCACUCUGGAGGCCUAUUACAGCUCUCCGCAGGAUUUGCCCUAUCCAGAUCCUGCUAUAGCUCAGUUUUUAGUUCAGAAAGUCACUCCUCAGUCUGAUGGCUCCAGUUCAAAAGUGAAAGUCAAGGUGCGAGUAAAUGUCCAUGGCAUCUUCAGUGUGUCCAGUGCAUCUCUAGUGGAGGUGCUCAAGUUUGAGGAAAAUGAGGAACCAAUGGAAACAGAUCAGAACGCAAAGGAGGAAGAGAAAAUGCAAGUGGACCAGGAGGAACCCCAUGCUGAAGAGCAGCAGCAGCAGCACACACCAGCAGAAAAUAAGGCAGAGUCUGAGGAAAUGGAGACCUCUCAAGUGGGAUCAAAAGACAAAAAAAUGGACCAACCACCCCAAGCCAAGAAGGCAAAAGUGAAGACCAGUACUGUGGACCUGCCCAUUGAGAAUCAGCUGCUGUGGCAGAUAGACAGAGAGAUGCUCAACUUGUACAUCGAAAAUGAGGGUAAGAUGAUCAUGCAGGAUAAACUGGAGAAGGAGAGGAACGAUGCCAAGAACGCUGUGGAAGAGUAUGUGUACGAGAUGAGGGACAAGCUUAGCGGCGAGUACGAGAAGUUUGUGAGUGAGGCUGAUCGUAACAGUUUUACCUUGAAAUUAGAAGAUACUGAAAAUUGGUUAUAUGAGGAUGGAGAAGACCAGCCAAAGCAAGUUUAUGUUGAUAAAUUGGCAGAAUUAAAGACUCUAGGUCACCCUAUUAAGAUGCGAUUCCAGGAAUCUGAAGAAAGACCAAAAUUAUUUGAAGAACUAGGGAAACAAAUCCAACAGUAUAUGAAAGUAAUCAGCUCUUUCAAAAACAAGGAGGACCAGUAUGACCAUUUGGAUGCUGCGGACAUGACGAAGGUGGAGAAGAGCACGAAUGAAGCCAUGGAGUGGAUGAACAACAAACUGAAUCUGCAGAACAAGCAGAGUCUGACUGCGGAUCCUGUUGUCAAAGCAAGAGAGAUUGAAGCUAAAAUUAAGGAGCUGAUGAAUACCUGUGGGCCUGUAGUUUCAAAGCCAAAGCCCAGAGUGGAACCUCCAAAAGAGGAGCAAGACACCGCUGAGCAGAACGGGCCGGUGGGCGGGCAAGGGGACGGCCCGGCCGACGGCCCAAGCCCUCAGGAUGCUGAGCAGGGCACAGGCACAGCGGCACCUUCGGGUUCCGACAAGAAGCUUCCUGCAAUGGACAUUGAUUGAUUCUGACCGUUGUUUCUAUUAAAACAGACUGUUAUAAAGCUUUAAGUGGUCAACUUUGUUCUGAAUAUCAACUAGAGCAAUCAAAUACUGGAGAUUUCUUAGUCAGUUUUUAGGGGGUUUUGGGGGAGGGGAUAUAGGUAAUGUAUGGAGCCUUUUGACUUCUAAAUAGUUAGAUACAGAAAUUAAGUGCAUUGUAUCUUUUUCAUAAUGGUACUAUUUAGAAGCCCAGUUAGUCUUACUUACCGAGCUUCUGCGGCACUCCUUUUCUGUUUAAUCAUGCUUACACAAAGUUGUUUGUUUGGGAAGGCUGAGCUGUAAUAAAAGCUCCAACUACCUGUCAAGCAGACUUUUCAUUGUGACCUAUGUGGCAGGAACUCUCAAAAUUGUGCUUCAAAACUCUGUUGUGGAGAUGGCCACGAAGGCUCCCCGCCUGGUGUGGGGGUGGGGCUGGGGGCCCCCUCUUGCUGAGGGCUAGAGCAUGGCGUGGCAUGGGUUAAUUAACCUAGCGGAACACAAGAGACCUGAGAGGAGUAUGCUCUGAGCUCUUUCUGCUCUGAGCACUUGCCCACCUUGCUGUGCUCUUUGGGGGCCACCACCCGCCCCUCCUGUCCCCUGGAGAGGAGUGCCUCUGACAGAUGCUGUGUGCUGCCCUUGGGGAGAUGGACCCUUCACCUGCAGCAUGUUGAUAACAGGAUUUGGGACCUGGAAGCUCUUCCUGAGAAAGAAUGUUCCUGAAAGUGCAUUCACUCUAAAGCCCCAAGCAUCAAGUCUAAAUCAUUUUCUCAUUGGAAAGUUAGAAUUGGAUAGAUGUAUUGUUGGAUAUAGGCAUGGUAAAUUGAACUGAGGAAUUGAUUCUUGUUAAUUAUGGUGUAAAGAUUUGUAUCCUGACCUGCUCAUUCAGGUGAGAGAUGUUCUGUGUAAAUUUGAAGUAUAGCUUGAAGUCCUAGGACAAGAGUUAAAAGUGCUUUUUAGCUCAUUCACAGUCACUGUGUGUUGUGUUAAUACCUGCCACGAACCUGCCGAUUUAUGUGUUAAACAGCUGAAAGAUACAGAAAAAAACCCCUAAGAUACACUGGAUUGUCCUGGAUGAGUCUGAAAUUAGUGUUAAGUGUGGUGCCCGAUUUCAGCAUCGCCGCAUUCUUUCUGCGCGGCCAACGUCAGGUGCACGAAGCAUUCCCUGUGGCUGCCCUAUAGGGCAGUAUUGGUAGGGAAGCAUUUGGAAACUCCAAGGGAAGCCUGUGUUAGGGGCUACAGCUUGUACCUCCUUAGAACGAUCAUAAGCUUCAUUGGUUACAUUUUGGAUCUUUGUAAUAAUUGUUAUCUAUGUGUGACAGAGUGCCUCUCUGUUGAUUUUGGCCUAUGCUGUUAGAAAUUAGAUGCUUUGCCUAUUUAGAGUAAGUUUCUGUCCCUGUCUGCACCAAAAACUUGCAGAGUGUUACAGGUUUUGAAGUGCUCUAGAGAAACAGUGCUUAGAGGAAGGUCGAAGUGUAUUUAUGUUGGUGUGUAAGCACGCAUGGGAGCCUCUAGCACCAGGACUCGGCCCUGUUCUGAGUGUCCACUGUUCAUUCUCCACAGCUUGUGCUCUGGGUUCCAGCUGGCCUGCCGAGACGCCAGUAACUGACUUCGGCUUGCUGGCUGCAGGAUGAAGCCAAUUCUUAGGCAACUGACUCAGUCCUUUAAUGGCCAUUUCUUCUAAAAAACCUUUUUGUGUGGGGGAGGGUGUGGGUGUUGGGAGUGAAAUUAAGUUUAAACUAGAAAUAAGAUGAUGUGGUCUGCUUGCUCUCUGUUUAGACAGGCCUUAAGACCAACUGUAUUAACUUGGAGGCCAGGCCAGAGAGUGGAUGGUAAUUGAUGACUUGUUUGCAGACAAGCGUUUAUCCAGGUUGCAUUACCCAAAUUGGUUUGUUAAAGCUCCAGGUCACGUUCUUACACUAAGAAACAUUAAAUAAACAAAAGUUUAGGAAAAAUUAAUAAAAGAAACCUGUCUUACACUCA
Suricata suricatta (meerkat) is the source of this 4781-nucleotide messenger RNA. It is a transcript of the gene HSPA4, whose product is annotated as heat shock protein family A (Hsp70) member 4. The transcript is spliced from 19 exons. The coding region runs from base 249 to 2786 and encodes 845 amino acids. Gene Ontology annotation, molecular function: ATP binding; ATP-dependent protein folding chaperone. Gene Ontology annotation, biological process: protein folding. Lineage: Eukaryota; Metazoa; Chordata; Mammalia; Carnivora; Herpestidae. The record is from RefSeq and is a predicted model, not a curated record. Gene Ontology annotation, cellular component: nucleus; cytosol.